This is a messenger RNA of Falco peregrinus (peregrine falcon), 1251 nucleotides long. Its product is annotated as putative histone H2B type 2-C. The transcript is spliced from 4 exons. The record is from RefSeq and is a predicted model, not a curated record. Gene Ontology annotation, molecular function: structural constituent of chromatin; protein heterodimerization activity; DNA binding. NCBI's taxonomy places the organism in Eukaryota, Metazoa, Chordata, Aves, Falconiformes, Falconidae. Bases 206 to 1171 code for a protein of 321 amino acids. Gene Ontology annotation, cellular component: nucleosome.
CUGCUUCCCGCGGCCGGACAUCUUCGGUCGAUCGCUUCUAAAAGCAACUAGCACCAGAACGCAGCGCACAGCCACAGCCCUUCAGCUAUAGCUUCUCUUUCCCAACUCGCCCAUUCGCUGAUAGGCUGAGAAGUUGGUCUCUUCUCGGCAGCCAAUCACAGGGUGGAUCGAAUUCCAACCAAUAAAAAAGGUCUACAAGGGAGUAAUGAGGCGUUAUUGUCUUCUGACCAAUGAAAGUGAACACAAGGAAUCCCUUACAUUUGCAUACGAGAGCUAUAAAUACGUGAAACGCGGCUGUUUCCACUUAAUCCGUCUCGCUAUUGCUGGGUACCCGCUGUUCGGUGUCUGCGAGAGACGUGCCCGUGCUGCGAUGCCCGAGCCGGCCAAGUCCGCCCCCGCGCCCAAGAAGGGCUCCAAGAAGGCGGUGACCAAGACGCAGAAGAAGGGCGACAAGAAGCGCAAGAAGAGCCGCAAGGAGAGCUACUCCAUCUACGUGUACAAGGUGCUGAAGCAGGUGCACCCCGACACGGGCAUCUCGUCCAAGGCCAUGGGCAUCAUGAACUCCUUCGUCAACGACAUCUUUGAGCGCAUCGCCGGCGAGGCCUCGCGCCUGGCGCACUACAACAAGCGCUCCACCAUCACCUCGCGGGAGAUCCAGACGGCCGUGCGGCUGCUGCUGCCCGGUGAGCUGGCCAAGCACGCCGUCUCCGAGGGCACCAAGGCUGUCACCAAGUACACCAGCUCCAAAGAGCCCCAGGAAAAAGAACCAGCUCAACGUGCCCGUGCUGCGAUGCCCGAGCCGGCCAAGUCCGCCCCCGCGCCCAAGAAGGGCUCCAAGAAGGCGGUGACCAAGACGCAGAAGAAGGGCGACAAGAAGCGCAAGAAGAGCCGCAAGGAGAGCUACUCCAUCUACGUGUACAAGGUGCUGAAGCAGGUGCACCCCGACACGGGCAUCUCGUCCAAGGCCAUGGGCAUCAUGAACUCCUUCGUCAACGACAUCUUCGAGCGCAUCGCCGGCGAGGCCUCGCGCCUGGCGCACUACAACAAGCGCUCCACCAUCACCUCGCGGGAGAUCCAGACGGCCGUGCGGCUGCUGCUGCCCGGUGAGCUGGCCAAGCACGCCGUCUCCGAGGGCACCAAGGCUGUCACCAAGUACACCAGCUCUAAGUAAAUGCCUGAAAGAUUAAUUCAAUGGCUCUUUUAAGAGCCACACAUCUUUUCAUUAAAAGAGCUUUAAUUUCUGUAUGUUAA